Molecule: messenger RNA, 297 nt
Organism: Trypanosoma grayi
Lineage: Eukaryota; Euglenozoa; Kinetoplastea; Trypanosomatida; Trypanosomatidae
Exons: 1
Coding region: 1-297 (98 amino acids)
Source: RefSeq, a predicted model, not a curated record
AUGGACCCGAACCCUGGCACCCCCGUCUCAUCUUCUUCAGGGGUGCCCGCUACUGCGGCGACUACUUCUAUUGUUGCUGCUACUUCUGCCGCUGCUUCCUCUUCCCCGCCACCGCUUGUGUCCGAGACGCGAAUGGAGGUGAUCCAGAGGACACUGCAGUUACUUCGGGAGGAAGUACUCGUGCCGUACUACGAGCCGGUCGAGCGGCUUCGUGUGACGAACAACCGCGCUGUGAGUCUGCAGGACCUCGUGGAGACGUUCUACAGCGCAUCCUUCGAGAAGAGCACUUCCGUGUGA